CCGAGCAGAUCGCUCUCGUCCUCCCUCCCCGCCCCAACGCCACGGCGCGGCGUCUCACGCUCUCUCGGGUCUCUCCCCCCUUUAACCCUGACGCACUGCCACUCGCUAUUUAUACCACUACCACCACCGCCGGACCGUACACACAAGGCCACCACCUCGACGGCUCGACUGCAGCCAUGGCCGCCGCCCCCGUUCGGUUCCUUCCGUUGCUGCUGCCGCUGCUGCUUCCGUUGCUCCUCCUCCUCGUCGCCGCCGCCGCCGACUCCGGUGUGACGUACGACGGCCGCUCCCUCAUCAUCUCCGGCCGCCGCCGCCUCCUCAUCUCCACAUCCAUCCACUACCCGCGCAGCGUCCCCGCGAUGUGGCCCAAGCUGGUGGCCGAAGCCAAGGACGGCGGCGCCGACUGCAUCGAGACCUACGUGUUCUGGAACGGCCACGAGACCGCCCCCGGCGAGUACUACUUCGAGGACCGGUUCGAUCUGGUGCGGUUCGCCAAGGUCGUCAAGGACGCCGGGCUCUACUUGAUGCUGCGCAUCGGGCCCUUCGUUGCCGCCGAGUGGAACUUCGGGGGCGUGCCGGUGUGGCUGCAUUACAUUCCUGGGGCAGUAUUCCGGACGAACAACGAGCCGUUCAAGGUGAGGGUGGCUAUGAAUUCUGUCUGGCGUUUUGCGGCAAGCUUGCCUGUUUGCCUGAUAAUCCGGAACAUAUUUUUUCUGAUGUAGUCUCAUAUGAAGAGCUUCACGACGAAAAUUGUGGACAUGAUGAAGAGAGAGCGGUUUUUUGCUUCCCAGGGUGGGCACAUCAUCCUAGCUCAGAUUGAAAAUGAGUAUGGAGAUACUGAACAAGCUUAUGGGGCUGACGGAAAGGCAUAUGCAAUGUGGGCUGCUAGUAUGGCUCUGGCUCAGAACACCGGCGUCCCUUGGAUCAUGUGCCAGCAGUAUGAUGCUCCUGAACAUGUGAUAAACACAUGUAAUUCAUUCUAUUGUGACCAAUUCAAGACAAAUUCACCAACCAAGCCAAAAAUUUGGACAGAGAAUUGGCCUGGAUGGUUCCAGACUUUUGGUGAAAGUAACCCCCACAGACCCCCUGAGGAUGUUGCAUUUUCUGUUGCACGUUUUUUUCAGAAAGGUGGCAGCGUUCAGAAUUACUAUGUGUACCAUGGUGGAACAAACUUUGGUCGCACUACUGGAGGGCCAUUUAUUACUACUAGCUAUGACUAUGAUGCACCGAUUGAUGAAUAUGGCCUUACGAGGCUUCCAAAAUGGGCACAUCUGAGGGACCUCCACAAAUCAAUAAAAUUGUGCGAACAUAGCCUGCUCUAUGGCAACUUAACGUCACUUUCUCUUGGGACUAAACAAGAGGCUGAUGUUUACACUGAUCACUCAGGAGGAUGUGUUGCAUUCCUAGCUAACAUUGACCCAGAAAAUGACACAGUUGUCACUUUCAGGAGCAGACAAUAUGAUCUUCCAGCUUGGUCAGUCAGCAUCCUACCUGAUUGCAAGAAUGCGGUUUUCAACACUGCAAAGGUUCAAUCCCAAACUUUGAUGGUGGACAUGGUUCCAGAAACUCUGCAAUCAACGAAACCUGAUCGGUGGAGCAUUUUCAGAGAGAAAACUGGGAUUUGGGAUAAAAAUGACUUCAUAAGAAAUGGAUUUGUAGACCAUAUUAAUACAACAAAAGACUCUACGGACUACCUGUGGCAUACAACAAGCUUUAAUGUAGACAGAAGUUACCCCACAAAUGGGAACCGUGAACUUCUUAGUAUUGACUCCAAAGGCCAUGCUGUUCACGCUUUCCUGAAUAAUGAGCUUAUAGGUAGUGCAUAUGGUAAUGGCUCAAAAUCAAGUUUCAAUGUGCAUAUGCCCAUCAAGUUGAAGCCUGGGAAGAAUGAAAUUGCACUACUGAGUAUGACUGUUGGAUUGCAAAACGCAGGACCUCAUUACGAAUGGGUAGGGGCGGGCCUUACAAGUGUAAACAUCUCUGGGAUGAAAAAUGGAUCCAUAGACUUGUCUUCAAAUAAUUGGGCAUACAAGAUUGGGUUGGAAGGUGAACAUUAUGGUUUGUUCAAGCCUGAUCAGGGGAAUAACCAAAGGUGGAGUCCACAGUCUGAGCCACCAAAAGGUCAACCUUUGACUUGGUACAAGGUAAAUGUUGAUGUUCCACAAGGAGAUGACCCAGUUGGGAUAGACAUGCAGUCCAUGGGGAAAGGCCUGGCUUGGUUGAAUGGAAAUGCCAUAGGGAGGUAUUGGCCUAGGACUAGUUCUAGUGAUGACAGGUGCACUCCCAGUUGUAACUACAGAGGACCAUUUAAUCCAAGCAAGUGCAGGACUGGAUGUGGAAAGCCAACUCAAAGAUGGUACCAUGUCCCAAGGUCAUGGUUUCACCCAUCAGGGAACACCCUUGUGGUUUUUGAGGAGCAGGGUGGGGAUCCCACGAAGAUUACGUUCUCGAGAAGAGUUGCAACAAAGGUUUGCUCCUUUGUGUCAGAGAACUAUCCUUCCAUAGACUUGGAGUCCUGGGAUAAAAGUAUCUCAGAUGAUGGCAAAGACACAGCAAAAGUACAGUUGUCUUGCCCCAAGGGCAAAAAUAUUUCUUCAGUUAAGUUUGCAAGCUUCGGAGACCCCAGUGGAACUUGCAGAUCCUACCAACAAGGAAGAUGCCACCAUCCGAGCUCUCUAUCUGUUGUUGAGAAGGCCUGUCUGAACAUCAAUAGCUGUACAGUUUCACUGUCAGAUGAAGGAUUCGGAAAAGAUUUAUGCCCUGGGGUCGCCAAAACACUCGCCAUUGAAGCAGACUGUUCUUAGGGAGGUUGACUGCAUUAAGAGUUCCAAAACUAGAUGUUUGCUCAUCAGAAAAACAAAAUCGAAAUUCUGUUGCCUCUGUUGCAUAAACUUGCAUCAACAUACUUCAACAACCUGGAAGUGAAAGUUUACCACCUUGUAGUUUCAGAUUUGUUGCAAGCAUGAUAUUGGCCUUCGUUUCAUUGAAUUUUCUUGGU
Brachypodium distachyon (stiff brome) is the source of this 2998-nucleotide messenger RNA. Its product is annotated as beta-galactosidase 3. The record is from RefSeq and is a predicted model, not a curated record. Gene Ontology annotation, molecular function: carbohydrate binding; beta-galactosidase activity. Gene Ontology annotation, biological process: carbohydrate metabolic process. Lineage: Eukaryota; Viridiplantae; Streptophyta; Magnoliopsida; Poales; Poaceae. Gene Ontology annotation, cellular component: cell wall; vacuole. The transcript has 18 exons.